Molecule: messenger RNA, 12847 nt
Organism: Monomorium pharaonis (pharaoh ant)
Lineage: Eukaryota; Metazoa; Arthropoda; Insecta; Hymenoptera; Formicidae
Gene: PlexB
Product: plexin-B
Exons: 6
Coding region: 1-6114 (2037 amino acids)
Biological process (GO): negative regulation of cell adhesion; positive regulation of axonogenesis; regulation of GTPase activity
Cellular component (GO): semaphorin receptor complex
Molecular function (GO): semaphorin receptor activity; protein binding
Source: RefSeq, a predicted model, not a curated record
AUGAGAUUCCUGGGACUUACCCAGUCAUUUCCCAAAUCACCUACAGUGACGCCUCUACAAGUGCCGCUGUCACCGCCGCUCCUUCAUCGAUUAUCCUUCUCAUCCAUGUCCAUUGCUACAUGGUUCCUAGUGAUAUUGGCGACUGCAGCGAUAGACACUCCUGCUAGCACCAUUUUACCAAUACAGGAUAACAAAUCCCCACAUAUAGUAGCACAGUUUCCUGUGGAAAAUGGACAACAAUACGGACAUUUUUCCUUGGAUGCCAAUGCAACCAGAGAGGGAGCUUUGAGAUUUAAUCAUCUCACUAUAGAUCCUUCCUCAGGAAGACUCUAUGGAGGGGCGAUUAACAGACUCUUUCAACUCGACUCGAAUCUCAAAUUAGAGGAAUAUGUCUCAACAGGACCGAGACUAGACAAUCCUCAGUGUCAUGCAACAGGUUGCAACUCAAGAGAGAUAGCUACUUCUUUGAUGGAUAAUGUCAACAAGCUACUUAUCGCCGAUCUCGAGUCGCAGAUGUUAAUCGCCUGUGGCUCCCUUCUUCAAGGCGCUUGCGAAAAAUACAAAAUGUCCAACAUAUCCAUUAAGCCAGAGUUCAUUCCUCUUAGUGUGGCUGCUAAUGACGAAAACUCGUCUACUUACGCUUUCAUCGGACCUGAGAAAUACAAUCCAUGGGGACAGACGAACAUACUCUACGUCGGAACGACGUUCACCAACAAGGGUGAUUAUCGUCACGACGUGCCCGCUAUCUCUAGCAGAAAUCUUGAUAAGUUGGAUUUCGCAGAGUACACAUUCAAUAAACAAUCGAUUGUAUACAUCGACGUCAAGUAUCGAGAUCACUUUCUGGUGAAAUACGUGUACGGGUUUAACGCGAGUGACUACGCGUACUUCGUUCUGGUGCAGAAGCAGUCGUAUCUACCCGAGCAAGAGGAACUGGGAUACAUCUCCAGACUGGCGCGGAGUUGUAUCAGCGAUCCAAAUUACGACAGUUAUACCGAAGUGACUCUACAAUGUACAGUCGAUCUGGGAGAUGGGAAACAACACCAUUACAACUUGGUACAGGACGCGAAGGUCGCGGCAGCAGGCAGCGAUCUGGCAAUGCAAUUGGGUAUCUCCGUUGGCGAUCCGGUAUUUAUUUCCGUGUUUUCGCCCAGUAGGGGCAUCACGAAUGAGCCUUUGCCACGUUCAGCGGUUUGCAUCUACAGCCUGCAAGACAUCGAGACAAAGUUCAAUGAAAAUAUUCACAUGUGCUUCAAUGGUAGCAUCAAGUAUCGAAAUAUGGGUUACGUCAGCGGACCUAUACAAGACGGAAAAUGUCCGACUGCCGGUACUACAGGAAAUAUUCUCAAUUUCUGCGAAGUCGGAUUAAAAAUUUCGGGUGUAUCGCCAAUUACGGGUCAGGCUAUCCUGCAUUUUCCCGACACGUUCAUUACCUCGAUAAGUAUCGCCAAUACCGAGAGUCACACCGUAGCAUUUUUCGGCACGAACGAUGGCGUUCUCAAGAAGGUCUUACUGUCUGGAGUUGAGGCAUUCGUCUAUGAAAGUGUUACUAUUGAUAAGGGACAAAAGCUGUUGCCUGACACGCUUAUUUCGCCGGAAGGCAAAUAUAUCUACGUAUUAUCCAACUCGAAGAUAUCGAAGGUCAAAGUGGAGCAUUGUAAUGGUUAUACCAAUUGCAGUAGUUGUCUGGAUGCAAAAGAUCCUUACUGUGGCUGGUGCUCCUUGGAAAAGAGAUGUACCGUGAGAGGGGAUUGUCAGAAGGCAAGUCACAGCAGUCCACGAUGGUUGUCCCUGGGCACGGGGCAACAGUGCAUCGAUUUCGAACAAGUUUUACCUGACCGUAUGCCCAUUAAUCAAAUGACCACGGUGCAAUUAACAAUUAGAACUUUGCCGGAAUUACCCACGGGCGCUAAUUACAAGUGCGUUUUUGGUAACGCCGAGCCAAUAGACGCGCUGAUGACUGGUUUCGGACUUUCCUGCCCAACACCACCCGUUGCAGAGAGACCCAGCAUACCCGAGGGCGCUGAUCACGUGCUCGUACCACUAUCCGUACGAUCGAGUGAAACAAACAAAGAUUUUGUUUCGCGCAACUUUGCGUUUUUCGAUUGUUCGAGACACACGGUGUGCACCGAGUGCGUAAAGUCGCAAUGGGCGUGUAGUUGGUGCGUUUACGAUAACAAGUGCACCCAUAAUACCAGCUGUCAGGGCAUUAUAUCAGGAGAAAACCAAAACCCAGCUAAUCUCGCCGCACAUGGCGCGCAAUACUGUCCGAGAUUCAUGGAACGCAAAGAGCCGUUGAUGCUGCCAAAUAGUGUGCCUAAGGAAAUAGUGCUCGAGGUGGAAAACUUGCCGCAUCCGCAAGUAGGCCACAGUGGAUUCCAGUGCAUUGUCAGCAUCGAGGGUGCUAAUCUGAAGGUACAAGCUCGCGUGGACAGUAGUCGUUUCAUUGUGUGCGACAAGACUGUGUAUUCUUACGAAGCGGUCAGUGGCGAGUACGAGGCCGAGGUAACAGUUGUCUGGAACACGAAUCACCAUGUAGACAAGACUACGAUAAUUUUGUACAAGUGUGAAGUGCUCGGUUCGCAUCGCGAACACGCGGAUUGUUCUUUAUGCGUGACCCGAGACACUCGGUUCGAAUGCACUUGGUGCGGGAAUAGCUGCGUGUACCGACAUUCGUGUCUACAGUCGCCGUUCACCGAGUGUCCGAAGCCCCGAAUAGACAUGAUUAAGCCGCUAAGCGGUCCGAUCGAGGGUGGGACGCUGGUGACGAUCGAGGGUAGCAAUCUUGGGCUAAAAGAGAGUGACGUGGAGGGUAAGAUACACAUUGGCAACACUCCGUGCACUCUGGUGGACUAUGAAGUGUCGGUACGCAUUGUUUGCCGCACCGGCCGGCACGAGGCCACAGACGCGGCGUCCGUUGUGGUCGGAAACGACGCUGGGUAUACAGAGAGCGCAGUGCUAUUCAAUUACAAAGACAUUCGUUUGUCGGGCGUGUAUCCAUCGGUUGGGCCGCAGAGCGGUGGCACGCAACUGGCCAUUACUGGUAAGUAUCUUAACAUCGGUAGCACGAUAUCGGCGUAUCUGGACGAGUUGCCGUGUCACGUGAACGCAACUCAAGCGAGCAGCACCAGGCUAACUUGCGUUACCAGCAAGUCGGGCCGAGUCAGGCGAGUUCACAGGCUAACCCUCAGCAUAGACGGAGCGAACCGUACUCUUAUGAAUAAUCCGUACAAUUAUACACAUGAUCCGACCAUCAUGGAGAUCAAGCCGUUGAGGAGCUUUGCUUCGGGCGGCCGCAUGAUCACAGUACACGGCACGAACUUAGACACUAUUCAGAAACCUGAGAUGGAAGUUUACUUCGAUAACGAGCAGUUGCCGGUAAACAGAACCGUUUGCACCGUCCUGAAUCCUACGCAAAUGGAAUGUCCGAGUCCGAGCGUUGCCAAGAGAUUUAUUUUGAUCCGACGCAGCGAGCGUUCCACAACUACCACUGCUCAAGGCACUUCGUCGCCGCACUCAUUGAGACUCAAGGAAUCCCAACUGUCUCUCAAGAUCGCUUUUAUCAUGGAUAACGUGGAAAGCGUGAGGGAUUUGGAGAAGCAGAGUCUCCGUAAUCGACUACUCUACGUUGAGGACCCCAAGUUUUUUCCAUUUCCGCGAAACGUCAAGUUGUACAAGGGAGACACGCUGGUGAUUGAGGGCGAGAAUCUCAACUAUGCCAGCGACGAAUCCGAUGUAAAUGUGACCGUUGGUAUAAUGCCCUGCAACGUAACAUCGCUCGCUCUCACGCAACUGGUUUGCACGCCGCCGGAUCAACAGCCCGCCGACACGGACGAACUCGGCAUCAAAACUGAAAGUGGACUGCCCCUGGUGGUGGUUCGGGUAGGUCGAAGUUUACGUUUUCCUAUUGGAUAUCUACGCUACGAGGUCAUCAAGUCUUAUCCGAUACCGCCGGAAGCAAUCGCCGGUAUCGCUGCCGGCACCUUCGGUCUCAUCUUCCUAUUUGUCCUAGUGCUGGUAAUAUAUCGUCGUAAAAGCACGCAAGCGGAGCGAGAAUAUAAGCGGAUACAGAUACAGAUGGAUACGCUCGAGAGCAAUGUUCGCAUGGAAUGCAAACAGGCGUUUGCGGAACUGCAAACGGACAUGACGGAUCUGACUGCGGAUCUCGAGUCGUCGGGUAUACCUACCCUUGAUCAUAAAAACUACAUUAUGAAAGUGUUUUUCCCCGGGGUGAUAGACCAUCCGAUAUUGAACGACCCGCGGUCGCGCAGCAAUGUCUCGCGAACCAACUACGACGCGGCGAUGAUACAAUUCGAACAGCUCGUCAACAAUAAAUACUUUGUACUGACGUUUAUAGAGACUUUGGAAGCUCAGAAGGACUUUAAUAUCAGAGACAAAGUGAACGUCGCUUCCUUACUCAUGGUCGUUCUAAUGGGUAAGAUGGAAUAUGCCACGGAUAUACUGAUGAACCUACUGUUGAGACUGAUCGACAAAGCGGUGAAUACCAAGCAUCCGCAGCUUAUGUUAAGGAGAACGGAAUCCGUGGUGGAGAAGAUGCUGACAAAUUGGAUGGCACUAUGUAUGUACAACUAUUUAAAAGACUACGCCGGUUCGUCCCUGUUCUUGUUGUUCAAGGCGAUCAAGCAUCAAAUAGAGAAAGGACCGGUGGACGUGAUAACGCAUGACGCGAGAUAUUCUCUCUCGGAGGAGAGACUUCUGCGCGAACAGAUUGAACACACGAUCGUCACGUUGCACGUGGUGCAAGACGAUCUUGAUGAGAAGAUACAGUGUAAGGUUCUAGACUGCGAUACUAUAAGCCAGGUAAAGUCUAAGAUUCUAGACGCCCUGUACAAGAACACUCCGUUUUCGUUGAGGCCGUCCGUACACGAUGUUGAUCUAGAAUGGCGGCAUGGUCGCGGUGGUCACUUGACUCUUCAAGACGAGGAUCUCACGACUAAGUGCUGUGGUGAAUGGAAGAAGAUAAAUACUCUGGCGCAUUACGGCGUUAAAGAGUCGGCGGUGAUGUCAUUGAUCCCCCGGCAGAACGACGGCUUUUCGGUGGCGUGCAAGCCGCCCUGUCACAAUUGCAAGCCCUCGCAUUAUCAUCCGCAACAGCAGCCACCGUCGAUUCAUCCACAUCAUCAACCGUCGCACCAGCAUCAUCUACAUCGACAUUCGAAUCACUGUUCGUCCACGCAUCUUCCAUCCACGCCCAAUCACGGGCUGAUCAGUCCUGUAAUGUACAAUCAUCCUGUGAGCGGUCUGUACUUCGACUCUCAACAUUCGCCGCCCAUCAUAACGGCGAACGGCGACGUCGAGAGCGCCCACGGCGGUAAUCAGCGAUUGUAUCAUCUGGUGAGGCCCAUCGAAGAUGUGCACUAUCCGCCCGGCUUGGGCUUCACCGGAAGCAGCAAGCACCACCAUCCCGAGCGAACGCACAAGGCAAUCCCGGAAAUAUUCCUCACGCGAUUGCUAUCAACGAAGGGUACCGUACAAAAAUUCGUCGACGAUUUUCUAAACACCAUACUGACCGCCAAUGAGGCAUUGCCUAGCGCAGUCAAGUGGUUGUUCGAUCUCCUCGACGAAGCUGCCAAGCAGCACGGCAUUGUCGAUCCGGAAGUAGCGCACGCGUGGAAGUCGAACAGCCUGCCGCUCCGAUUCUGGGUUAAUUUUAUAAAAAAUCCAGAUUUCAUGUUCGACAUUAACAAGUCCACGACAGUGGAUUCGAGUCUCUCCGUGAUUGCGCAGACGUUCAUGGACUCGUGCUCGAUGACGGAACACAGACUGGGCAAGGACUCGCCAUCUAACAAGCUGCUCUUCGCCAAGGACAUACCGCAUUAUCGCGAGAAAGUGGGUCGAUUCUAUACGGAUGUGCAAAGGCUGCCGCAGAUCACCGACCAGGAGAUGUCUAGUGCCAUGCAGCAACUGAGCGCGUCUCACGCCAACGAAUUCGAUGUGAUCGCGGCGCUGAAAGAGCUCUACAUCUAUGUCAGCAAGUAUUAUGAACAAAUCCUAGAGGCCUUGGAGACAGAUGCGGGCUGUCGCAAACUACACCUAGCUCAUAGACUAGAAAACGUAGCGUACACGCUCGAGGGAGAAGAGACCAGUGCCUGCUGACAUACCCUCCUCACUUCCAUCCCAGGACCCGUCAACCUCUCCAGAAACACUGACUAGUGCCUCCACUUCAUGCAUCAGAUACACCUCGUUACAUAUGUACAAAUAUUACACAUUACAACAUACACCGUGUGAAUAACAAUGCCGUAAGAAAGAUACACGCGAUUUCGUUAGGGCUAGUCAGGCGAUAGGUCACAGGAUAGACAGUCCUCAUGGUAGCAUUUUACCGUCUUUACGUGUUGGCCAUACCGAAAUACGCUUGUAAACAUGUAUGGAUAUUGGUAGGCAAUGUACGCGCCUCUGAUCCUUAAAUUAUGACGCAGACAGACAUUUAUUAAAUCUCUGUAGGAAAUGAGCGAAGUAUUUAUACAAAGUAGAUAUAUAUAUAUAUAUAUCUCAUCGAAUUCGAAUUCGAAUUUCAAUUCGUAAGAUAUUUUUUCGCAGGUGAUUAUUGUUAUUGUAGUGUAAGAGUGAGAGAUUUAGUUAUUCUAAGUUAUUUUAACUUUUUACUUUAUCUUCUAUUUUACGACGUUGCGUUGCGUGAAAAUACAACGCCGUCGCGUUUUCUCUGUCGAGACUUUUGAGGAUCCGAGACGUGGAUCGGUGCAAAUACUUAUUAGAAAUUUAAAGUGUAAAUUUUAUGGCCGAUCUGAUAUCUAUACGUGUAUACGUAAAUACGGAUACAUAACAAAGUAAAAAAUAACAUGUCUAAUGAUAAGUGAGAGAAAGCCAUAGUGUCCACCAGACUGUCUGUACGGGAGCAACGUACGGCAGCGAGUAGUCUGUGAUCCGAGCACGAGUGGCUAUGCCUACUAUCUUCAUUAUGAUAUAUAUAUAAUUAUUAAUAUGUUAUAUAUAUAAUAUAUAUAUAUAUAUAUAUAUACAUAAAAAAUAUAUAUAAAGCAAAGAAUCAUGCGCAACACACACCUCCACGGAUUGUAGUGAGCUAGUUAGAGAGGGACUAUAUGUAUUAUAAGUUGGGGGUUACGCACCCUUGUAAUUCAGAGAGACAGAGUAACAGAUAAUAUUAAAUUAAGGCGAUUAAAGUAACGUUUAAAAAUUUUAAGAGUUAAAAAGUUAUAAGAGCAGCUCAGUCUACUCUAGGCCUACCUAUGUAUAUCGUCUAAUGUCGAACAAAUUUUUUUUAAUCUUAUUUUGCUUCUGAGUCUCUCUAUAUUUGCUGUACGUGAUAGUUUACGAAGUGCGAAUAAUUUUUUAGGAAGGCCAUUUUGUGGAGCAUCUAAAAUUUUAUCUUCCAUUGUAUUAUAUUAUUGUGUUAUUAUUAUUAUAUUAUUAACGGUUAUUAUUUCUCUCUCUCUCUCUAUAUAUAUAUAUAUAUAUAUAUAUAUAUAAAAUUAUUAAUGCUGCCUAUUAUGAUUGCUAUAUUAAGUGUAACAGAUGCAAAACGAAACGGACCUUUUUAUUAUCGUGUUGCGAGAUUAUUGUAGACUAUUUCGAUCAUAUUGAAGAGGUUUUGUAUUCAAUGAUGUACUCUGGCCAAGAUUCACGUGCUAUUGUCACAAUAGAUCUUGGCGGACACUCGUCACUCGAUGCACAAUGACACGCAGUAUUCUUUCAAAGGAUCUAACUUACUUUUUAGUUAACAUAAGACUGGAAGUUUUUUAAAACUCGCAUUUAUUUAUCUUUUUUCUUCUUUUUUAAAGAAAUUUUCAACCUUUUAUAAUACCGGUGGAAAUGAAGUAACGAUCAUAUUCGACACGCACUGCCAAGUUUUUCCGAGUUGCGCACUUUUACAAACUGUCAAUCUGUUUAGAACCAGUGUAAAGAAACUCGUCGUUCAAUUAAGGCACAAUGAAGAUUGAUCGAUGAGUCGACAUAGGUCCAGGGAGACUGGGGACGUGCUCAUGCUCUUGUACUUAACACGUCACGCGUCGUAAUUUCAAUGAUAUUCCAGGUCCCCAGGCUCCCCCUCGUUUGUGAUUAUUCGGCAACCUGUAGAUCCCUUUCUCUCUAUUACAUGUGUAUCGUAUUUAUUUAUAUAAAGAACAAACUGGAACUUGCGACUGCGGAUGUACGUCAAUCUGUGCUAACUGUGAGUUUUUUUACACUUUGUCGUGUAUACACGAUAUUCUUUGUAAUCAGCAAUUGUAUAUGAAUACCAUAUAUCCGCGUUUAUCUGUUUCUGAUUUUACGCGGAUUUAUACACCUCUUACAUACGUAUGUGUGCCAUCUGUUUCGACGCGAUGAAAGAUUCGCUCGCUCCGGCUGGGUCUCGCUGCCCCUGAAAAUAGCUGCGCGGCUCUAUUAUCGAGUUCACCUAGAAAGUGGUCGUCAUGAUCGAUUUCGCACGAUGUCACUAAUUAUUCAAUUAAAUCUCGGUUGUGGAAAAAGCCCGACCUCGCGCGUGGCGAGCGAAUUUAGCGGCGCUUGACGCGGUCUUCCUUGGACGAGAUUAACAGACGUUUUGUUAUAUCGGAUUUCUCCCACGUUGAUUAUCAUAUGCAAACCGUAUUUCGUAUAGAUUUUCUACGUAUGUAGCUUAAUGCAGAGGUGCCAUUGUGUUCCCGUCUGCGAAUUCGACACUCCGAAGUCGUGCAGUACGUAAUGUUCAAUGUAUAUAUCCGACACUCUCGAAAUGCACGCGAUUGUAUUUCCAUUCGAAUUCGGUACGCGCAAAUUGGAGACGGACAUUCACAAUAUAAAGCUUUUUCCCGUAACGAAUUUCGAACCGGUAUCGAAAUCCGCAUGAGAUAACGAAAGUACACAGUUGUAUGAAUGAUCGAAAUUGUACCACGGGCGAGACGGUGCGACGGGUUUGCAUCCCGCCUUGUCCUGCGUUGAAAGUAUCGUAUAUCUUUCGGUUUCCACUUUAUACUAACGAUGUAUAAGUCGUCAUGUUUAUUUAAUAAAAAAGACAAACUUAUAUAUAUACACAUACACACACACACACAUCAUACAUACGUAUAUAUUUAGGAAUUGGUGUGGAUGGGUGUGUGUGUGUGUGUGUGUGUGUGUGUGUGUGUGUGUGUGUGUGUGUGUGUGUGUGUGUGUGUGAAGAUAAGAGAAUUGAGUGUGGAGAGAGAGCGAGUUAAGCAUAGGAUUCUGUCUAAUAAGAACGUAACCGGUAUAAUUUUUGUUUGAAAAACGUUAGAUAGAAAAUUCAGAAAAUAGCGGGACUCCCUUUACGACGCGUUUUAAAUAAAACAUUUAUUGUUUGAUCUUUAUGACAGAAAAAAGAAUAUUACGAAUAUAAAAAAAUCUUAUUAAAAAACCGGUAGCGCAUGUAAAAGUUUUCUGGAAAAAAUAUAGAGGUUGAAACAAUGGGUUCGAUAGAUUCGUUAUAAAAGUCUUUGUCGCAAUAAUACUAUCAAUUUAGUGGGAAAUAUAACUCGAAAAUGCCAGAAAACAAAUGGCAAGCUACUAAUAAAAUUCAUAGUAUGUGUCUAGUUAUACAUAUUUUUCUUAUUUUUUAUUAUAAUAAAAAAAUUGUUUAAUACAGAAUUAUACUAAUCACGUUUUUAUUAGACAAACUAUCGCGGCAGCUGCGAUCGGCUGUGGUUGAAGGCGUGUCGCGGAUUACCUGAUUGACACAAGCACUGCCGUUAACGUUGUUUCGGUACUCGCGGAAGAAAUACAACGACAGAGAAUUGCCGUCGCUGUAUACAGAGUCCUACAUGUGACAAAACGUCCUUUGUAAUUUUUAAUAUGUACGCACAGAACCUUCUGAUUUCGUUUAUCACUGCCACGUUUCGCAUUUAAAGGGCGAAAGGCUCUCGUGAUCGUAUCAACGAAUCGCGUCCGCAAAUUUUCCUCAAGGGACCUCGCAUUCUUUUCUUAUUGCGGGGAAAAGCUAAGAGAGACAUAGCCGUCGUGCGUAUGGAGUUACGCGCGCAAGUAAUCUCGUCUCAUAUUCUAAUUGGCCGUGCAUUUUGCGUUAAAUGUACGGCGUUAAUAUGGGCGUUUCUUUUUCCGUCUCUUCGGAAAAUAUAUUGUGUCGUACAGAUUGACGUACAUGGAGACACAUAUGUCGCGCGCAUAUAUUCAUAUGUACACACACAGACACACGUACACGCUAUUAUCGGAUGCCUCGCGACAGGCGCAGGAUGUUUUUAUUUUCGUGAAAUUUAUUUUGGAGGAUACUGUCUUGACAUGUAAGAUAUAUGUCGGGCAACGUUCGAACGCGAUCCGAUAAAAUCCACAUAGCCGUCACCCUAUACUUUGCGAACGUACGAAUGCUUGCAACUCUGCCAUGGAAAAAAAGUAAGUGGAAAGCCUCGUGUUUACAUAUCCGUUUCCCGCGCCAAAAUUUCGCUUCUUAAUUUUUAUCUUGUACGUUACAAUUUUUACAUCUUAUACGCAGUAAAAAUAAAACUGAUAGUAAGCAAGGGGCGGGCAAAUAUAUAUGUGUAUGUAUGUGAAUGUGUAUAUGUACCGCUGUCGAAGGGAAGCGGACGGUAAAAUAUUGACGCCACCUCUAUACGCUGUGUCCGCUGAAUAUUUUAUUAAAACGGUGGCUAUGAAGGUGAUGGCUCGUGCAAGCGUCUUAAAAUAAAUACCAGGAAGGCACGCGGCAGUUUCCCAGUGGACCGUACGGUCGGAAGUCUACUCCAUCCAUCUGAAAAGCUUGUCAAUUCUGCAUUCAACGUUUGUAAUUAAUAACGUGACAGACUGAGAAGAGUCGCGAUUUGCGGCGUUCGAUGGAGCGAAAUUAGAGUGUUAUGCUUCGUUUUGUGUGUGUGUGUGUGUGUGUCAUAUCUGAACACAUCGUAUAUCGAUUUAAAAUGACUGUUAAGCUUCGACAAAAGAGAAAGAAAGAGAGAAAUGAAAAUGAUAAUCUCAAUAAUUUUUUCCUUUAAGAACAUUUUUAUUAGUCCUAUUUUAAUCGUUGCUGAUGACAUAGUUGAGCAAUAAUUGAUUAAUAUCGAAUAAUUAUUGGUUUCGUUCCGUUCUGAAUUAACUAAAAAAAUGUCUUCGCCAACGAGUAUUUCGAUAUUACGAAAAAAAGACGUUAAUCCAGUAAGCAUAAAAUCAUUACUACUAUGUCAAUACGAUAAUUAAUACACAUUCUCACAAAUAUGUAUGUUGUAUUUAACGUUAUAUAACAUACAAUGUGGACAAACUUUGACUUUAAACGAAACGUUGAGAUAUUUUAAAAACGUUUUGUUUAAAGUCAAAGUUCAUGUUUUAAAAACAUCUCAACGUUUCAAAAAAAUCAUGUAUCAAUUUUUUAAAAAUGUUUAUAAAUACAAUACUAUUUUAAAACAUUUAAAAAUACAUGACAUCAACAUUUCUAAAAUCUAAUGUUAUUUUAGUUAUAUUUCUUGCUUACUGGAAAUGUCACGUUACAUUGACCAAUCUUGAUUGCCAUUAAAAGUAUAUAUCUAGAGAAGUGUGUGUCUUGUUCAUCGAAUCAAGCGCAACGAUGCUCUUACGCUUGCGUAUGUAUGUAUGUAUGUAUCGUGUAUGUACCUACAUAUGCGUGUGCACGCGCGCGUGUUGUGUGUGAAAAAUUUCAACCCCUCGUGAAUAACUCUCUUUCUUUCUCACCCUCCAUUGUAUAUAGUACUUCAACUCCUCUCCUCCGCCUCAUCUCACGCACGAGUAGACUUUAAGUGACACUCGAGAGAACGAAAUAAUUCUUGCCAAAUUCUCGAUGGGACGUAGGGACAAAUGAUUAAUUACAUUUAAAAGAAAAAUCGCAAGAAAUAUAUUGGUAUUCUAAACGACUAGUAUUCUCGUUAUCUCUUCGUUAUUCUUGCCCACCCGCAGUCUCAGCUGUACAGACUUGCUAUCAGCUUACGAUCAGGACAUGGGAUCGUGUCCUAUAAUUUGCAGUCGGUAUAAUUUGUCACCAUUUAUCCGAGAGCUCGCAAGGACACGUGCGGAUGAUCUUUCGGUUCUUCACGCGCUAAAUUUUCUUUUGGAAAAUCUUUGUAAAGAUUUAUUGUAAUUGAACGGGCACACACGAUACAGCGCCGCACGCCCAUGCAAAAUUAUCACAGCUCGUUGAUGCGCUAAGAUCUAAAUAUCGUUACUAUAAAUAUACAGAGAUACGCGAAAUGUGAACUUUUUGGAAAUAAUCUAUCCAAAAGAAUCGUCAAAUGUUACGCAAAUUGUUACGUUAAUUUUGAGUUCUUGUAUGUCACAACUAAAUCACGUCCGCAUUCGCGGAGUACACGAGUUUACAUGUAUAUCUUGUAUACGGUAGAACGUACUUGGUGCGUAUGUAUAGUUUUUCACUGUGCAUUUGUAACAGUACCAUCAAUUUCGGCGUCGAUGUUGUAUCGUUACGCCGGUAAUAAAUUAGCAUAUUUGGUACGAAACCGUUGGUUUCGGUGACGAAAAUUGUGUAUAUGCUCUAUACAUAUAUAUAAAAUAGUACAAUUAAUACGCAAUCUUGAGAUAUGUGAAGUUUAUAUAAUUUUAUCGCUUUCCUUUUAUAAAUAUCUCAAUAAAAAGAUAUUAAAAAAAUGAUCUAUUGUAUAUUUACAUUAAAACUAUCAACGCAGACUUGUAUUACGAAUGAUGUUACGUGUGUAAUAAUUAUUAGCUAUAGUAAUAUUAUGUCAUUAUUUUCUACAUACUUAAUAUUUUUGUAAUAAUAAUACGAAAAGCUUAAAGAUAACAAAUUUACAUGGCACGUUUGUACAAUUAUUAAUAAAUUGUAUAAUAUGGAAUUGUAUUUAUAUAGGCAGUAAGAAAUUCAGACACUACACAAAGGCCCAAUUGUAUUAAUAUUGAUUGAAUGUAAUUCGAGAUUAAACUUCAAUAUAAA